Messenger RNA from Spinacia oleracea (spinach), 637 nucleotides. RefSeq lists its product as uncharacterized. The record is from RefSeq and is a predicted model, not a curated record. The transcript is spliced from 4 exons. NCBI's taxonomy places the organism in Eukaryota, Viridiplantae, Streptophyta, Magnoliopsida, Caryophyllales, Amaranthaceae. Gene Ontology annotation, molecular function: phenylpyruvate tautomerase activity. Bases 97 to 444 code for a protein of 115 amino acids.
GCAUACCGGCUUACCCUGUGCAUUUUGGCAUUUGGACUAAAGAUUUAACAGGGGUUCCCCCCAAACUGAGGUUUUUGCAGGUAGUUAAAGAAGAACAUGCCUACCUUAAAUCUGUUCACGAAUGUUCCAGUGGAUGCCGUUAUCGCCUCAGAUAUUCUCAAGGAUGCUACCAAAGCUGUUGCCAAAACCAUUGGCAAACCCGAAUCUUAUGUGAUGGUGUUGUUAAACGGAGGAGUUCCAAUUGCAUUUGCGGGUACAGAAGAAGCAGCUGCGUAUGGAGAAUUGAUCUCAAUUGGAGGACUUAGUCCUUCCGUUAAUGGAAAAUUAAGUUCUAUUAUUGCUGAAAUUCUCCAAACUAAGCUUUCUAUUGACAGUUCCAGAUUCUACAUUAAAUUUUAUGAUGCGCAGCGACCCUUUGUUGGAUUCAACGGUUCCACCUUUUAAGCUGAUCGUAACUGCGACCUUUUUUUGGAUUCAACGGUUCCACCUUUUGAGCUGAUUGUAAUUGGUAGAUACUCCACUCGUUAAGCUCUUUGGAGGGAUAAACAACUUUUGUCAUUUGAAACCACACCAAUAUGUUUGUAAGGAUUACAUUUUGUGAUAUUUCAAUGUGCAGAAAAGCUGUUGUCUUUUCCUA